AUGCAUCCCCAUGAUUCAGCUUUUGCUCUUGCCAGAUACCAACACUGUUUGGUUGGCUUUCUCUUAGAUGAUCGUUCUUUCAGUCUUGACUACAUGCAACAAUAUGUUCGCACUUACUGGGGUCUGCCUGCCCGAGUUAUUCACAAAGACAAAAAUUGUUACUAUAACAAAUUGGAAGGUGCUGAGCAUUGUGCCAUGGUGCUUCACAAUGGGCCUUAUGCCAUUGAUGGAGCUUUGAUUGUGGUAGGGCGAUUGGAACCCGAAUCUCACCCCAAAUUACGUUUGGUUGCAGAGAAUUCUCAUCUGAUAUGCCUGUAUGGCCUUCCAGUGGAAUACCUAACCCAACAAGCAGCAAGGCAUAUAGCCUCGGCUAUUGGGGAAGUGCAGGAGUCUACUGUCACCACAAUCACCACAAGGCAUCCAGGAGUUAUUUUUCAAGAGGAAUUGGAACGCCAGGCAGCCAUGCUACCACUCACAGAAAUACAAAAUCAGAGGGAUCACGACAAUGAUAAUAACUGGUCCCUCCUUGAGGAUUUUAUGAUUCCAGAAGACCCACACGACAUGCCGGUGAACCGAAUCCAGGCAGAGGGCAUGACACAACAUCCGCAUCCACGUACAACUCCAGGCGAUGAAGCUGGCUCCUCUAAUCCGGUAACAAGAAAUAUACAGAUUCGACAUACGAUCAAGAAUGGAGAGAUUAUUGAACAUCAAUACAUGGAGGUUGGAGCUUUCAAAAUUUCUCUAUUGGAAUAUAGGGUUGGCAAUGCAGAAGAAGCUCCUCAAUCGACUCCCCAGCAGCCGCUGCCGGAGGAAGGUUUCGCUUUCGCCGCAGAAUUUAUGGUUACAGCUGAUUCAGAGAUUCCAAGAAAUCCAAGAGAGAUUGAUCCUAUGCCACGUGCAUGUUUUAUCAUGUGGCAGCCAUGGUGCCCAACGGAGUUGUCACACAAUUUCCCGAAUGCCAUUCAAUAUAACGUCUCUACUUCCCUAAGCCCCAUAAUCGAAGAAGAGGAAACGGAGCCUAACACAGAGCUAUUCUUGACGGCGGCACAUAGGCGACGGUGGAACAAAGAGGGCAAACGUAAGCAAGGUGAAUCUUCAGCAACAGAAGCAUCAGAUGUAGAGCAAUCAGACAACCCUCCAUCUCCAGCAAGACAGUUCUCUCCCCCUCCACCAGUGCUUGAAACUAUAGAGCCACCGUUGAUGAUGCCAUGCGAAGACAUCUCUAACACUGAGGCCACUAUGGAAUGGGCAAUUCAAGAAGCCGGCAUCACUUUAGGAGCAGGGAAAGCCACCGCAAAAAGGAAAAUUCAACAGCUAUUAGAGAUAAAGAAAUUUCAGCGUCGUCGUACAAGGGAAGCAGAUCUCCUGGAGGGACGAAACAGUGUCACUAACAUUGAAGUGCCCAGGAUUCAGAGGAACCAGACUCGCCUACCAGAGAAGCCACCUUCUUGGCGGUUCAGUAUCAUGAUAUUUUUUAGCUUCUCACGGAUGGUAUACAGCAACUGUCGGAUCUGA
Oldenlandia corymbosa var. corymbosa is the source of this 1515-nucleotide messenger RNA. The record is from the annotation of a GenBank genome assembly. NCBI's taxonomy places the organism in Eukaryota, Viridiplantae, Streptophyta, Magnoliopsida, Gentianales, Rubiaceae.